AUGGCUGCAGAGAUAGCUUGCUGUUGCCCUUCAGCAAUUUCCUCUCGAAGCAAUUUGGCAACAUUUCGCUUGAUCAUCGGGGCUAACCGAGGACCAGCAGCGCUAGCACGGACUACAUCACGGAGAAAAAAUCUGGUAAUAAAAGCUGAGGUGAACUUUGUCGACUCGGACGAGGCCAAGAAACUAAUAGCAGUCGAGGGAUACACGGUUGUGGAUGUUCGAGACCGGACUCAGUUCGAACGGGCCCACAUAAAGGGCUGUUACCAUGUCCCUUUAUUUAUCGAAAACAAAGACAAUGACUUGGGCACAGUUGUGAAGAGGACCUUGCAUAACAAUUUCUCAGGCUUGUUCUUCGGGUUGCCUUUCACUAAACCCAACCUGGAUUUCGUGCAAUCUGUUAAGACCCAGUUUUCGCUCGAGAGCAAGUUGUUGCUCGUUUGCCAGGAAGGGCUCAGGUCUGUGGCUGCUGCAAGAAAAUUGGAGGGAGCUGGUUAUCAAGAUAUAGCCUGCAUAACAUCAGGCCUCCAGUCUGUGAAGCCUGGGACUUUCGAUUCUGUUGGUUCGACUGAGCUGCAAAAUGCAGGAAAAGCUGGAUUGGUUACAGUACAAGGCAAAUUUUCAGCUGUUCUAGGGACUGUUCUCAUCUGUGCGUAUCUAUUCAUUACUUUCUUCCCGGACCAAGCCGAAAAGCUUCUUCAGCUUGUUCCUACCAGUUAG
This is a messenger RNA of Striga hermonthica, 717 nucleotides long. Lineage: Eukaryota; Viridiplantae; Streptophyta; Magnoliopsida; Lamiales; Orobanchaceae. The record is from the annotation of a GenBank genome assembly.